CUCACGUGUCAGUCGCCGAGUGACCGUCAACAAAACGAGAUCAUUUUCUUUCUCUACAUAUUGAGACAUAAAAGCCUUGGUGAAUAUACAGAACGCCGAAAGAGAUUUGUCUGAGCGAUGGCGUGCCCCAUGAGAAACGGAGGAGGCGAGGACACAAGUCAGGAUGGCGAUCAAUUGACCGAGGGUCCGGGUAUGCUUUACGGCGAAUACCUUCGUCUGGAUAAAAUACUGUCGGCUCAAAGGAUGCUGAGCUCGCAAUGUGGCGAGGAAGGCGUACACGACGAGCAUCUAUUCAUCGUAACCCACCAAGCAUACGAGCUAUGGUUCAAGCAAAUCAUCUUCGAACUUGACUCUGUCCGCGCCUUGUUCAACACUGAGGGUCUUGACGAAUCGAGAACGCUCGAAAUAUUGAAGAGGUUGAACCGAAUCGUCCUUAUACUGAAACUACUCGUGGACCAGGUGAUGAUCCUGGAGACGAUGACACCACUUGACUUUAUGGCUUUCCGCGACUACCUCUGUCCUGCAUCCGGUUUCCAGUCGCUCCAGUUUCGCCUGCUCGAGAACAAGCUCGGCCUGCUUCAGGAGCACAGAGUAAAGUACAACCAGAGUUACACCAGGGUAUUUGGCAGGGAUCCCGAGGCUAUGACAGCUCUUGGCCUCGCGGAGAACGAGCCGAGUCUGAGCUGCCUGGUCCAGCGAUGGCUGGAGCGCACGCCUGGAUUGGAACCCCACAAUUUCGACUUCUGGGGAAAGUAUACCAGAGCGGUUGAAGGGAUGCUGACGGAGCAGGAGGCUUCGGCCAAGGCGGAGAAGAGCGAGCAGGUGAGAAACCAUCGGCUCUCCGACAUCUCUUCGCGGAGGGCGGUCUUCGAGACGAUAUUCAACGAGGCUCUUCACGACGCUCUUGUGUCAAGAGGAGAGCGGAGAUUUACUCACGCGGCUCUCCAAGGCGCCGUUAUGAUAACGCUGUACAGAGACGAGCCUCGGUUUAGUCAGCCUCACCAGAUCCUCACGCUACUCAUGGACAUCGAUUCCUUGAUCACGAAAUGGCGAUACAAUCACGUCAUCAUGGUCCAGAGGAUGAUUGGCUCCCAACAGCUCGGCACCGGUGGUUCUUCCGGUUAUCAGUACCUGCGGUCCACACUGAGCGAUCGUUACAAGGUGUUUUUGGACCUUUUCAAUCUGUCAACGUUUUUGAUUCCGCGAAAUCUCAUCCCGCCGUUGAGCAGGGACAUGAAGGCGAAGCUCUCGGGCGCGUGGGGAUGUUGGGGAGCCGAUGAUGAUCAAAACAAUCUAGAAAGCUCCGCCGAAGCUUCUAUGUAGACUAUAAUUCACGCAUCUACGUGAUAUGUGAUUUGCUUCAAGUCAGCACCGGAAAGGGGGAUAAAUGAAGAGUCAAAUUUUAUUUUCAUGAGUUGUAGUAAAGUUAAUAUAAUAAUUAUAAUUUAACGCGUUUACUUAUAA
This is a messenger RNA of Neodiprion fabricii, 1464 nucleotides long. It is a transcript of the gene vermilion, whose product is annotated as tryptophan 2,3-dioxygenase. Lineage: Eukaryota; Metazoa; Arthropoda; Insecta; Hymenoptera; Diprionidae. The record is from RefSeq and is a predicted model, not a curated record. Bases 118 to 1323 code for a protein of 401 amino acids. The transcript is spliced from 9 exons. Gene Ontology annotation, molecular function: L-tryptophan 2,3-dioxygenase activity; metal ion binding; heme binding.